Molecule: messenger RNA, 3558 nt
Organism: Manis pentadactyla (Chinese pangolin)
Lineage: Eukaryota; Metazoa; Chordata; Mammalia; Pholidota; Manidae
Gene: APOF
Product: apolipoprotein F
Biological process (GO): cholesterol metabolic process
Source: RefSeq, a predicted model, not a curated record
UUGAUGGUGGCAAAUAUAACCUCUGGGUUGGCUAAUCUGCCAGUUAGCUCAGACGGUGAGUUUAUUGAGAAGCCAUUUCCCAUAUUUCUGGUGACACAGGUCAAAGUUUUUGCUCUCAAAGUCCCUUAGAACUGCAUGUGUGAUUCUUGGGUGCAUGUUGAGAAUUGGGCAAAAAGCUGAAGAAACUCCGGGUUAAGGACCUCUCCGUGUCUAUGGAUGAUGACAGUGUAAUUUAUCAAAUGUCCCACAGUUACUCUGAAGUGCUUCCCGGGUAAACUGGUUCAGGAAUUUGGCUGGGCUCACUACACAUAUUCAUUGCCACCUAGGCAACAGAUUUCCUUUCCGAGGACUGUGUUCAAGCACGCACCACAGUAAGUAGUUAGUAGUGCAGGAGACCACUUAGGACAGAAGUAUGCUCUUUAUUUCAUCCCAGUGCUAAAACACACAUGUGAUUGGUAUUAGCCUUGCCCCUUUCUACUUAGUAGUUCCCAGCCCCUAUUUCUUAUUCUAUUUUCCUUUUUUCUUUUCUUUCUUUCAGUCAUCAUAUACUGUGCAUGUAACAUGCACUAAGCAUGAGAGGUAUUUUAAACUUUUCUCAUUCAACCACCCUGACCUAAAUCCCCAGCUAGACGCUAUAGCUUGCUAACUUAAUUUUUAAACUGAAAAGAGAAUUAAAACAGGAGAAAAUCAUAGAUUUCUAAUCUCUCUUGGUAGGGUUUCCCACUUCUAUCAUGAGCUAGAGUGGGAAUGAGGCAGGAACAUGUAGGAAAUGCCAAAGAACAGGUAUUUGAGGUAUUUAGGUGAAGUGUGUGACAAGGAGUAAAGGUCUGAGUAGCCAGUACAAACAACAAAUAUUUGCAGAGAAUACAUCUCUUACUGAUCACAGGGAAAAGCAAAUAUCUUCUUUCUUCAUGGGACAGAGAAGUGAGCAGAACAAGAUCAAGGACUAGCCAAACCUAUCAAGGGUCUCAUCUCUCAAUGACUAGACUGUGUGGUUAUUUGCAGUCCCUUAUAAGUGGGUGGAAAGAAAGCAGAGGAAGUGCCUGGUGACCUGUACAUGGGGAAGGCCGAGUGGGAAUAAGUAAGUUGUGUCCUGCUUAGGCUUUUACCUAAAAAGAAGCUUGGAGAUGGUGGGCGAGGUCUGCCCUGACUCUUGAGCUCCUUUCAGACCACAGCCCUUAGGGAAAUGGUUUGUAAUGUUUCUCAUCUCUCCUUCCCAGGGCCCUCUGGUCCAGACAUGCACGGCAUCAGAAUCUUCUAGAUACAAGUUGCACUGCUUCUUUGCUCCCUCCUGCUGUCCCCUAUGGAUGCCACUUUAUAUGAAAACAAGACAAAUGUUCUGCACCUCUCCUCAUCCUCGGGAGCCUGGCCACCUUCCUCAGAGCCCUUGUGCUGUCAGGCCCUGCUCCCACAGUCCCUGCCUGGCUUCACCCACAUGGUCCCUCUACCCAAGUUUCUGGUAGGCCUGCCACUAAUGAUUGCCCUGGAGGAAACUGGCUGCCAUGCUGAUGUCUGGGCCCUGAAGCUUCAACUCUUACCACCAGAGGUAUAAAAACUACAGUUUCUCAUCCAACAUCUUCAAGGGCUCCAGAAAGACAGAAACACAGGGAGGACAGUGUCAGUGGGUACCCUGGCCUCUACUCUGCAGCUAUUGGCCAUGGGGCAGCCAGGCCCAGAAAGGGCCCAAUGCUCCCUCCCUAUCAAGGACUGUGAGCUCGAAUAGGAACGUGUGCACCAGAUUGUCCAGAUGUUGCCGGGGACAGAAACUUACUACAACCUGGGGACAGCUUUGUAUUAUGCUGCUCAGAACUGCUUGGACAAAGCCAAGGAACGAGGCCAAGAUGGGGUCAUAGAUCUGGGUUAUGCCCUUCUGGUGACCAUGGCUGGACUGACAGGACCCACAGGACUUCUGUUCAGCACUGUGCUUAAACCUGCAGUGAAGGAUGGGGUCCAACAGUUGAUCCAGUACUACAGUGAGAGAAAGGCCAAUACCCCUCCUGCUGAGACAAGCAACGAGGGAUUGGGGGCCUCAGAUGUGAAUGACUGGGAAGAAACUACCCUGGCCCCCUUGGUGUCAGAUGUGGGGUCUUCAGCUCCUUCCUGGGGAUAGGCCUUUUUCAAGCGCUAAGACUUAGGUCCUGGGAAAGGGAGUCUUGGGAUAUAAAAGAAAGUGGUGGUAGGCAGGAAAAUAGAUAUGAGUGGAGUGGAAAGAGAAAAAGGCCUAAAAGUCCACUAAAAAGACCCAAAAGUAAUCAAUUAAAGCUCAAAAAGCUUGGCCUGGAAUAUUUGGAUAUUCCCCAGAUAAAGGAGGAUACCUCCGCUUAGCCCAUGUCUUUAUUGUGUUAAACAUGCAGGCCCAGCUGUAAACAACACAGUGAAAGGCAGGAAGGAUUUCAUCUUAAAGAUUGUAUUUUAAAUACCCAGGAAGUUAAAAAUGUAAGAUUCUUAACUUACUCUUUAGCAAACAGACAAUAACUCAGCCCACCUUGGGGGCUUGGCAGGCAGCCUGUUUGAUAUGCUCCCAGACCAAGACGCCAGUAUCCCAGGGAGAAAUCAGAGCAGGAAGUUCCUUGUGUUAAGUUAAUUCUAAGCACUCAAAGACCACUUAACAAGUCUGCACCCCCAGCCCUUAGUUACAUUCUUAAAGAAUCCUUAAAAGGGGGAACGCCCAACCUUUCAGGGUGCUCCUCUCUGAAGUUGCCCACACUUUCUAAGUGCAUAAACUUUUAACUUUAAACUCUCUCUUUUCAACCUUUCAGGGGGUGCUCCUCUCUCUGAGGUCACAUUUUCUAAGUGUGUAACCUUUUAAUAUUAAACUUCCUCUCUCUAAACCUUUCAGGGCACCUCUCCUUGCUGAGGUGGCCUGUACUUUUUCUCUCUUAAGUAACCUUAUAUAAAACUUUUACUCUGCUUCACUACUGUGUCUCUGCCCUUCAAUUCUUUGUCUCAGUGGGACAAGGACCAAGGAAAAUGCACAACACUCCCCCAACUGUAGGAAACAGGAUGAAUAAAUCUAACAUUCUGACACAUCCUGUGUGUAUGUGCACACAUUCAAAAUCCAAAUCUCUGAUUUGUUAUCGAGGAGGAAGGCAGAGCUGUAAAAUGUAGGAAUUUUAAAGGCUAGGGUUUGAAAUCAGAUGAUUUGAUUUUGAAUCUAGGAUUUACCUGCAAGAGCUUCAGAGAUCCCUGACUAGAAAUGUAACCUCUUUCUCAGAGCUCAGUUUUUUUAAUUUCUAAAGUGGGGAAAAUAAUUUUCACCUCUGGGGUUUGUGGACAUUAAAAACAAUACAGUGGGAGUCAAGAAUUCAAGAUGGUGGUAUGAGAGGUGAGAUGGAAAACUCCUCCCAAAACUACAUAUAGUGUGAAAAUAUAGUUAAUACAACUAGUCCUAAAACAGCAACAGAAGAGAAGGUUGCACCAGACUGCACACAGACCUCAUGAACAGAGCAGACUUCAUGAAACAGGGUAACAACGUAGGAAAGCCUUGAUCCGGUGAGACCCAAGCCCUUCCCCCACCCCAGUUCACGGGUGGAAGAGAAAGGAGCGGGAGAGGGUGGA